AUGAGAAUAAUGGUUCACAUACUUCAGGCAGUGAGAGAUAGAGAUGAAAACACAUGUAUUUUGUCGUCAGAAACUGAUAUUAUAAUUAUGGCAUUAUAUCACUUUAGAACAUUUGAAGCACCAGAAAUAAAGGAACUUUGGAUAAAAGUAGGAGCAGGAGUUACAAAACGAGAUGUUCCAUUAUAUGUUAUAGCUGUUCGAUGUGGAAGGAAAACUUGUUCGGUACUUCCUGCACUUUAUCACUUAACAGGGGCAGAUUAUACCAGUAAAGUUUGGACCAAACAUGCUCCCUCUCAUGUCGAACCACAAAAUCAUCUGUCAAGUUUUGUACCUAUAAGUUUGUCGAAUACCGAAAUUAAAAAGUCUAUUGGAGAUGCAGAAGAAUAUUUGGUAAAAGUAUUACGAAAAAAUACUUCAUGCAAAAUGUUUAAUGAGCUGAGGUUUGGAUGUAUCAUCACCAAAAUAGUGUUUCUUUAG
This is a messenger RNA of Psylliodes chrysocephalus, 477 nucleotides long. The record is from the annotation of a GenBank genome assembly. Lineage: Eukaryota; Metazoa; Arthropoda; Insecta; Coleoptera; Chrysomelidae.